Messenger RNA from Gekko japonicus, 1038 nucleotides. RefSeq names its product trace amine-associated receptor 4-like. The record is from RefSeq and is a predicted model, not a curated record. Bases 1 to 1038 code for a protein of 345 amino acids. Gene Ontology annotation, cellular component: membrane. NCBI's taxonomy places the organism in Eukaryota, Metazoa, Chordata, Lepidosauria, Squamata, Gekkonidae. The transcript has a single exon. Gene Ontology annotation, biological process: chemosensory behavior; behavioral fear response; G protein-coupled receptor signaling pathway. Gene Ontology annotation, molecular function: trace-amine receptor activity; 2-phenylethylamine receptor activity.
AUGAACUCAACCACACUCUGGGGCUCAUUGGAUGUGCAAUACUGCUUUGAAUUUGUGAAUAAUUCAUGUCCUAAAAAUCUGAGGUCUCCAAUCAGCCUUUUUGUUAUCUAUCUCUUUAUGGUGGGGGCCAUACUGCUUACUAUGUGUGGAAAUAUGUUUGUGAUUAUCUCUAUCCUCCAUUUCAAACAGCUCCAUUCACCAACCAACAUUCUCAUCUGCUCCAUGGCAACCACAGACUUUUUGCUCAGCCUCACGGUGAUGCCAUUCAGUAUGGCGAGGUCAAUUGACUCGUGCUGGUACUUUGGUGACCUCUUCUGCAAAGUUCAUACCUGUUGUGAUAUCAUGCUGUGUACCACUUCCAUUUUCCAUUUGUGCUUUAUCUCUGUUGACCGCUACUAUGCCGUGUGUGCUCCCCUUCAUUACAUUACCAAGAUAACUAUUCCCGUUGUUGAAGUUUUUUUAUUGAUUAGUUGGUCUGUCCCAAUCCUGUUUGCGUUUGGCCUAGUUUUCUCAGAACUAAAUAUUGAUGGUAUUGAAGACUAUGUGGACUCUCUAUAUUGCUAUGGCUUUUGUUCACUGAUAUUUAAUAAGCUCUGGGGAGUAAUGGCUUCUUUCAUAGCCUUCUUUCUUCCUGGAACAAUCAUGGUGGGCAUUUAUCUCCACAUAUUUAAAGUGGCAAACAAGCAUGCAACACAAAUCGCUCGGAUUCCACACGCAUCAAAAUCUGACAGAAAAGGGAAAUUUUGUACUAAAAAAGAAAGCAAAGCUACUAAGACAUUAAGCAUAGUAAUGGGAGCAUUUGUUCUAUGCUGGUUACCCUUUUUUGUUCUUACCAUAACAGACCCUUACAUUGGUUUCUCAACCCCUGAGGGUUUGUACAAUGCCUUUCUCUGGCUGGGGUAUUUCAAUUCUACAUGUAAUCCCAUCAUUUAUGGCUUAUUUUACCCUUGGUUUCGCAAAACAUUUAAAAUGAUUGUGACAGGAACGAUCUUCAGAAGAAAUUCUUCUGCAGUGAAUCUCUUUGGGGCAGGUGUUUAA